Messenger RNA from Cokeromyces recurvatus, 3223 nucleotides. RefSeq lists its product as uncharacterized. Lineage: Eukaryota; Fungi; Mucoromycota; Mucoromycetes; Mucorales; Mucoraceae. The coding region runs from base 77 to 3154 and encodes 1025 amino acids. The transcript has a single exon. Gene Ontology annotation, molecular function: nucleic acid binding; 3'-5' exonuclease activity. The record is from RefSeq and is a predicted model, not a curated record. Gene Ontology annotation, biological process: nucleobase-containing compound metabolic process.
UUUUUUUUUUUGACAAGAUUGUUACUUUCUUUAACGUGUUUUAUUUUUUUUUUUUUAACUUUUAAAGUUAUUCAUAAUGAAUAAUGAUUUCCAAAUAGAUGUACACGAGUACUGGAGAAAUACUUGGAAAUCGGCAGAAACAACAUUAGCAUUGUUGUCAGUAUUUGAAGGAAAAAAUAUUGAACUGAUAAAUAAUGUCAUUAGUCCACUUCGUAAUUUGGUAAAUCAUGGUCAAGAUUAUGAUAGUCUUAAACCUAUCAAUUCAGAAGCUGUAGUAGACAGAAGACCUUGUCCACCUCUUGUACGUUAUGGUAUUGAGCCAAAUUGGAAAUUAAUCGAUUUAACAACGAUUGAAAUUAAAUUACCUAAAAGUAAUCGAAUUACAACGUGUAUUGCUGUGACAACGCCAGAACUGUUGGAUAGAGCUAUAAAAGAUAUUUAUCAAGCACCUUAUAUUGCUAUCGAUUGUGAAUUUAUGGCUUCAAAGAAAACUCUUCCAGAACUUAAAUUACUUCAAAUUGGUGUCUCGUCUACUAAAGGUUAUGCUAUUCAAGUGGAUGUCUUGGGUGUUGAUAUUUUAACAGAAAAAUUAAAACCAAUCUUGGAGGAUCAAAAUUUAAAUAUCGUAGGUUGGUCAUAUCGCUCUGAUGCAUUAGCAAUCGAAUCUUUUUUUAAGGGCAUUCAACAAGCACCUGUUCUGGAUUUACAAGCUAAAUUAUUACCUGUCUCUGUUGAACAACUUAAUUUGGCUGCAGCUAUGACACAGUACGCUCAAGAGUGGGACGGUUUAGAAGAAUUUCAAAAGGUGAAACAGUUUGGUGGGAACUUUAAAUUUACGGAUAAUGAUUGUGUUUGGUUAUUGAAUCCAUUACCUCCUAGAGCUUUAGCUUAUGCUGUAUUUGAUGUGCUCAGUGUUCAUGCUCUCUAUACAUACACUAGCCAAUACCCUGAUAUAGAAAAAUAUUAUUGGCCUUAUUCUGUUAUUACUGAUGCUAGCCCAAAGGCAGUUGAGAACUUUCAUCGUCAAAGAGCAAAGGCUUUACAGAGGAACAAUUCAAAUACUCCUCCUGUCAAUAAAGAAAGAGCUCGUCACUUUGCUCCUCUGAUGUCUCCUGCAUUGGAAUCUUCUGCUACUAGUACUCCUUCUAUCACUUCGACUCGUGCUAACACAUCUCAUGCUUCUGCUUUUUCUGCUUCUUCUACUUUGCCUGCUCCUGCUCCUGCUCCCAGUAUUACUUCAUCUUCUUCUCGAAAAAAGGAAAGGUUUCGUUAUGUCGAAACGCUUGAAAUACCACUUUCAUCACUGCCUGAUAAUGACGAUGGUUAUGAUGAUAAUAAUACAAAUUAUAAAUUAAAUAUGCAAAGGGCAAUCGAGGAAAGUUAUCGUUCUUUGGAUAAAAAUUAUGGUAAUUCAUCCUCUGAUCGAGUCGUAUGUGAAUUGGACGAUGAUAAUAAAUUUGGUGGCGCCUUUGAUGAGAAUAAAUCUGUAGAAGAGAAAAAAGAAAGUAAACCGAAGACUACAACAGCCACUUGGGGUGAAGUCAAUAUGGAUAAUCAACCCUUCCUUGGCAAUAAUUUUCAACGAGAUGAUAAAAGCAAUUUUAAAAAGGAGUCUUCUAAAUCUCCUGUUACAUCAGAUCAAAAGCUGGCUUCAUCACCUCAUUAUCAGCAUAAACAAACGCAUGGCUCACCUCAUAAAACACCUUAUAGAAUACCACCAUUGCGUCAUCAGCAAAAUACAUAUAGUAGUAAUCGAUCUUCUCCUGGACCCAACGCUCCUCAUAUAGUCCAUCCUCGACCUUCAAGACCCAAUCAUUUGUCUCGUCCUAAUUUUGAUGUAUCUCCAGUCAACUUUGCUCCUCCACCUAAACAGGAUCAUCAAAAACCACUUCAACAAUCACCUCAAACACCAACAGCCAAAAUUCAUCCUCAGUUUGGUGGUAAACCUAGUAAGGAAAAAUAUAUAUCAGACUUUAUGUCUCGUACAGCAACAGGAGAUCAAGUGGGAUCAUUUGCAUGGGGCGAGCGUGAUACAGCUGCUGCUUCAUGGAACACCUUUGCCAGUAAUUCUAACAAUAAUUGGGUGAAAGGUAUUGAUACUGAAUUAGAUGAUAUGGAAAGAUUAGAGGCAGAAGCGGCGAAAAAGACACUAGAAGAAAGAGCAAGUACACAACAAAAUAAAGAAGAACAUAUGUUUAAUAUGACGGCUAAAGCUAUACAAAAUGUUGAAGAAGACAAUUGGUUAAAGCAAGAGGAGAGACCUGACACGAUGCUUAUGCCUAUGAAUCAAAUUCCUAUCCGUAAAGUCUUUUCUGGGCCUCGUGUAAAUAAUCCAAAUGAUACUGAUUAUGAUACCGAUGAAGAAGAAGAAGAAGAAGAGGAAGAGGAAGAAGAGGAAAAUGAUUUUAAUGAACAACAAACUACAGUGAACAGUAAUGAAAAACAACUUCAAGUGUAUGACUUGCCUAAUUUUGUAGAUGGUAUAUUUUUGUAUGGUGGAAAUGGGAAUGAAGAAUUAGCAAUUCUCAAGAUAACAACGCCUGAAGAUUUGGAUAGAAUUAUUUUACCUCCUCAAGGAGAGCCUCUUACGAUCGUCAUCUGCUUCCAUGUUGCUAGGGAUAAAUCAAGAGCUGAUGUUGAUUUAAAGGCACUUCAAAUUUAUCUAAGUACUGGAGCAUCCUAUACCUGCGUCCUACAGCAAGCAUGUCUCUUAAAGAACUUGCGAACACUGAAGGAAACAAAAUUUGGCAAGUUACUUAUAGAUCCUAAUGUGAAUCGUGUAUGCUGGUAUCCGAGCUAUAUUGAAGAAAGUAUGAUUAACAUGUUAGGGUUCCCUCUUGGCCCUUCUGUAGAUCUCUCGACAAAAAUGAAUGAUCAACUCGUUGGAGAUAAAACGUAUACUUUUAAGAAAGCGAUUGAAACUUAUCUACAUGACUGGCCUGAUCUGCAACAAUAUCUAACAAUUAAAAGUGAAUAUGAUCGACUCGUAUCUUCCAAAAAAUUUUCAGGUACUGUUUGGGAUCGUGAGAGAUUAUCUGAAACUGUACUUAAAUACAGUGCACUUCAAGGUUUAGCAGCCUAUUACUUGUAUCAAGCAUCGUUAAAAAUGAACAUUUCAGAUGAUGAUUUUAUGUAUCAAAGUAAUAGAUCAUAACAUAUACGUAUGUAUCUGUAUAUACAUGCCCUUUUAUAUAUAUGUAUAUUUAUAUAUAUUUACAUAUAU